AUGAAAGUACCCAACGGGGAUUUUGGAAAAUUUUUGAAACAAGAAUCAUCAGAAAUAAAAAAUAUAAAUAGGACUAUUCCAUCAGGUGGAGUAAAUAUUGAGAAUAAUCAAGUUUUUACAAGUAUUCCACAUCCACAAGGAAUUAUAAAUCUUCAACCACAAAUUAUAUCUAAUGGUUUUUUUUCAAUUCCUAACCAAUAUGCUCCAUGCAUAAAUCAAAUUCCUGAUAAUAUUAAAUUACAAAAUCAACAACAAGAACAAUGCCCCUCAAAUAUGAAUGAAAUUCCUAAUAUAAUGACACUAUUUCCUUCAUCAUCUUCACUAAAAAAUGAAAAAAAUUUAAAGGCAGACAAUAAUACACAAAAGACAGGAGUAGAAAGUACAAAUUUAAUACAUCAACAAUUGAUAAAUCAAAAUUUAGGAACAACAAAUCAACAAAUGUUAUCAAAUCAAGGAAUGACAAUAAAUCGUACUAUAAUUAAUAAUUCUUCUAAUAAUAUUCCUCUAGGAACUAAUUAUUUAGGAAAUCAAUGUAUUGUUAAUAAUUCUCAUCAAAAUACAAAUGUUUUUCAAACACCUAAUACUAGUUUGCAAAUAAAUGAACAAAUAAAAAAUUUUCUUAAUAGUUUGAAACAAAAUCAACCUACAAAUUUAAUAAAUAAUGUUCAACAAUCAACAAAUGUUGUUCCAAUUUCAACAGCUUCAACAUUAUCAGAAACAACAAUUAAUCAUCUUAUAAAUUCAAUGCCAGGACCUUCAAAUAUAUCUAAUAUAGGUACAAUUCAUCAAUCUAAAGGAGGAGGAUUUACACCACAAAUAUCUGUUCAACAACAACCACAUAUAUUGCAUAAUCUUAGAAUACCAAUGGAAAGUGAUUGUCCACAAAAUUCAUCUAUUAUACCUUUAUCAACAUCUCAACAACAACAAAUUAUUCAACAAGCAAUUCUCCUAUCUACAACAGCACCUCCAUUACCAACAAAAGAGGUUGUUGAUGAAAUAUUUAUUAAAAGAAAAGUAUGUAAACCUAAAGUUAAAAUUGAAGGAUGUGAACCAUUAGAUAUUUCAACAGUUGCUGGAUAUCCAAUUACAUGUUUUAUAGUAGCCGGUGAACCUCGUAUUAGCUUUUCAGAAUUUUCAAAUACUGUAUUACCACACAUUUCUGUAUCAGCUAUUCAUGAUGCAUAUCAAAAAUUUAAUAUGUCAACAAAAUGUGCUACUGAUAAACAAUUAUUAACAUUAAAAUUAGAAGGUAGAAUACCUGUACAAUUAGGUACAUGUACUUUAAUAACAAAAUCAAAUGCUGAAAGAUUAGCAGGACAUUUCUUAUGUGAUGUACGACAUAUGGAUUCAUUUAUUAGUAAAUAUGAUACAUCAACAUUUAUUAAAGUUAUUCAUAAUUUAUUUGGUGGUAAUACAGGUUUAUAUUAUCCAUAUUUCCCUAAAACUCAUUGUAUUAAAUGUAUCUAUUGUCAAUUUGUUUUUGGUCCACAAAAAUUUUUAACACAUUCACAUAAUACUAAAAGUGAUAAAAUUGCUGUAUGGGGAUAUGAUGAUAGAAAAUGGAGAAGAUAUUAUAAUCCACCUAUAGAUGAAAAAGUUGAUUCAAUGUAUUUAGAUAUUUUUAAAACAUUAAUUAUUGAUAAUAAUGUAGAACCUAAUCGUAAAAGGACAGCAAUUGAUAUGAAAGAUGAAAUUGUUCAUAAAAAACCAACAACAACAAAUGGAUCAACAAUAUCUAAUAUAUCUACAACAAAAAAUGAUACUGAAAAAAGAAUUGAUAAUUUAAGUCCUGUCUUUCCAACACCACCAGGUUCAGAACCAUCACCAUCAACAGGAAAUAUUGUUACAAAACCUAGUAUAACAAAAGUUUCAAACAACACUACAACAGUUGUUGAUGUUUUACCACAUCAACAUCAUAAUAAUAAUUUAAAUGUAUAUGCGAUGACUCAACCACAAAAUACACGACAAAAUCAUAAUAUAGUAUUACAACAACAAACACAUCAAUUACAACACCAACAGACAAAUGAUAAUAAUAAAUCAGCAUUUGUUGGAAUUCAACAAUCUAUACCUAAUGUUACAUUAUCGCAAAAUACAAUAUUUUCACCAUCAAAUUCUUCACCACAACAAGCACAACAACAACAACAGCAACAACAACAACCAUUACCAUUACCACAACAAUCACAACCAACAAUAAUAGGUCAGCAACAACAAUGUAUUCCAAUGAUUGGUGGGAACUUUCCUCUAAAUGGACUUAAUUCAAUGCAAUUUAAUAUUCUUAUUAAUCAAUUAAUACAAAGUCAAAAUUAUGUUGAUGAUCCAAAUAAAUCAUUAAUAGAAAGUCUUGCAGUUUUAAUACCAUCAAAUCAUUUAGCAUCUGUUUUAACAAAACUUAAUAAUGAAUUUUCUAAUUAUAAAAAAGAAAUCGAAUUAUUAAAAGAACAAAAUAAGCGUAUGGAAAAAAUUAUUCAAGUAUGUAUAAAUGCAUCUGAUGUUAUUAUAAUUAUCAUCAUCAAAAGCAACACCAAAAAUAUUAAUCAGAAAAAUUAA
Molecule: messenger RNA, 2547 nt
Organism: Strongyloides ratti
Lineage: Eukaryota; Metazoa; Nematoda; Chromadorea; Rhabditida; Strongyloididae
Product: Sno oncogene
Exons: 4
Coding region: 1-2547 (848 amino acids)
Biological process (GO): negative regulation of BMP signaling pathway
Cellular component (GO): nucleus
Molecular function (GO): SMAD binding; RNA polymerase II cis-regulatory region sequence-specific DNA binding; DNA-binding transcription factor activity, RNA polymerase II-specific
Source: RefSeq, a predicted model, not a curated record